UACCGACACAUCUUUUGAUCUUAUGGAUGUAACAUAACCUUAGAUAAUUUAAGUUUAUUAUUGUUGAUAAAUUAACACAAAUAUUUUUUAUUAAUAAUAAUUUUAUUCGGUACUUAUAAAAUAAACUAAACAGAGUAGAAAAAACACCAUGCCAUACCAAUAUAUCGGUCGUACAACAGACUUCUGUGGCAAACCAUUAUGGGAAAUAUUAGGAAACUUGAAAAAUUAUGGUGUAGGACGACUUGUUAUUAGAAAUAGAUUUACACGUUAUCCUGAACCUUGUUACUAUAAAAUAUUAAAAGUUGCUGCACUUCCAAAUCCAGUAAACAAAAUUAGGCCUACUUUUAUUAAUAAUAUACUUGAGCGUUCAUGUAUAGCUCUUUGUGAAAAAGUUUUCCGAGGAAAAAAAUUUCAUUUACUUGUUCAAAUAGAUGGAGCGUCUUACAAAGCUGAUUAUCAAUUAGUACCAAAAGAUGAAGAAUAUAAAUAUUUAAAUGCAACAACAUCAAAACCAGAAGUUAUUUAUUCAAAGACUAUGGAACUUCCCCCAUUGUUGCGAGAAAUUGCAAUUAGAAAUAUGAAAGCUAAAGGACAAACAGUAACUCAAGAGCCGGAAAUGGAUAUUGUUUAUAAUCAAAUGGGAUUUAAAUUUUACAGGAUUGCAAAAGAUGGUGAAAAACCAACUUUUACACCAAAAAUCGGACUUGGAAAACCACUAUGUCCACGAUUAUAUGCUAACUGUAAACCAAUAUAAAUUUCUAAAUAUUUUUAAGUUUGUACGAAUAAUUAAAAAAAUAUAUAUUAUUAUAGAUAAAUAUA
This is a messenger RNA of Microplitis demolitor, 819 nucleotides long. RefSeq names its product 28S ribosomal protein S34, mitochondrial (gene mRpS34). The transcript has 2 exons. Gene Ontology annotation, cellular component: mitochondrial small ribosomal subunit; mitochondrion. Gene Ontology annotation, biological process: mitochondrial translation. The coding region runs from base 149 to 754 and encodes 201 amino acids. Gene Ontology annotation, molecular function: structural constituent of ribosome. The record is from RefSeq and is a predicted model, not a curated record. NCBI's taxonomy places the organism in Eukaryota, Metazoa, Arthropoda, Insecta, Hymenoptera, Braconidae.